CAACUUCCGUUCUAUCUCCCCAGUUUUUUUCUAAGCACUGUUUCCUGCUCUGUUGUAGAGAAGCGCAUGCCACAUACGGCGUUUGAGCCCACUGGAGGCCUAGCUUGGGGUUGCUCUGAUCUGAGAGCGCGGCCGCGGGAGGAUGGAAGGUCCCCCGGAGGGGGUUGCGCCGGCGGCGGCAGUAGCCGCUGUGCUGAAGCACAGCUCGGCGCUUCCGACUGAGAGCGCCCAAGUCCGGGGUUAUGAUUUCAACCGUGGCGUGGACUACCACGCGAUGCUGGAAGCUUUCGGCACCACUGGUUUCCAGGCUACCAACUUCCGACGCGCGGUGCAUCAAGUCAACGCCAUGAUAGAGAAGAAGCUGGAGCCUCUACCCCAGGAUGAAGACCAGCACGGAGACCUGACCCAGAGCCGCCGCCCACUCACUGGCUGCACUAUUUUCCUUGGCUACACAUCCAACCUAAUCAGUUCAGGCAUCCGUGAGACCAUCCGUUAUCUUGUGCAGCACAAUAUGGUGGAUGUCUUGGUGACUACUGCUGGGGGCGUGGAGGAGGAUCUCAUCAAGUGCCUGGCGCCCACAUACCUGGGCGAGUUCAGCCUCAGGGGGAAGGAGCUACGUGAGAACGGGAUUAACAGGAUCGGGAACCUGCUGGUGCCCAAUGACAAUUACUGCAAGUUUGAGGACUGGCUGAUGCCCAUUCUGGACCAGAUGGUGCUGGAACAGAACACAGAGGGUGUGAAGUGGACGCCUUCCAAGAUGAUUGCCCGGCUCGGCAAGGAGAUCAACAACCCAGAGUCAGUGUAUUACUGGGCCCAGAAGAACCAUAUCCCUGUAUUGAGCCCUGCACUCACUGAUGGUUCACUGGGCGACAUGAUCUUUUUCCAUUCCUACAAGAACCCGGGCCUGGUCCUGGACAUCGUGGAGGAUCUGAGACUCAUCAACACUGAAGCCAUCUUUGCCAAGCGCUCUGGCAUGAUCAUCCUGGGCGGGGGUGUGGUCAAACACCACAUUGCAAAUGCCAACCUCAUGCGGAAUGGGGCUGACUAUGCAGUCUACAUCAACACAGCCCAGGAAUUUGAUGGCUCUGACUCUGGUGCCCGGCCGGAUGAAGCUGUUUCUUGGGGCAAGAUCCGGGUGGACGCAAAGCCUGUCAAGGUCUAUGCUGAUGCCUCCCUGGUCUUCCCCCUGCUCGUGGCUGAAACCUUUGCCCAGAAGAUAGAUGCCUUCAUGCCUGAGAAGAAUGAGGACUGAGAGCUGUGGCUUCCCCCUAUUUAUUAGUUUGCAGACCUGGCCCUUCCCUCACUCCUUGGUCAGUAGCAUGUCUGGAAUAAAUGGUCUCAGUGGUC
Molossus molossus (Pallas's mastiff bat) is the source of this 1347-nucleotide messenger RNA. RefSeq names its product deoxyhypusine synthase (gene DHPS). Gene Ontology annotation, molecular function: deoxyhypusine synthase activity. Lineage: Eukaryota; Metazoa; Chordata; Mammalia; Chiroptera; Molossidae. The record is from RefSeq and is a predicted model, not a curated record. Gene Ontology annotation, biological process: peptidyl-hypusine biosynthetic process. Gene Ontology annotation, cellular component: cytoplasm. The transcript has 9 exons. The coding region runs from base 143 to 1252 and encodes 369 amino acids.